This is a messenger RNA of Cherax quadricarinatus, 6066 nucleotides long. RefSeq names its product LIM/homeobox protein Lhx9. The record is from RefSeq and is a predicted model, not a curated record. Gene Ontology annotation, biological process: neuron differentiation; regulation of transcription by RNA polymerase II. Gene Ontology annotation, cellular component: nucleus. Gene Ontology annotation, molecular function: RNA polymerase II transcription regulatory region sequence-specific DNA binding; DNA-binding transcription factor activity, RNA polymerase II-specific. Lineage: Eukaryota; Metazoa; Arthropoda; Malacostraca; Decapoda; Parastacidae.
UUGGCCGUGCGUAGUGGGAGCGUUGUGGGUGCGCCAACACUCGUGUGUCGGCCGAAAACUGUUGGUGUGUGAUAAUCCGAGAACAAAUAUGUAAGCGGACGGGAAUUAGAAGGGGGGAAAAAAGUUUGAUAAAUGCAGAGGUGAUGCUAAGAUUGGUUUGAGUGGAGGCAGGAGAAGGGUAGACAGUGGAGGCGGCGCGUGGAGCUGGUUUAACUGAUGGGUUUAUACGGAAACACCGGGUCACCGCAGGAUAUGUACUGGCAGUACGGGUCCUCUGAGGGAGCCUACGACCCCGGCUGUGACCCCUCGCCCACCAUGCCUCAGCUCCACGACCACGCCCACGCCCACGACCACGCCGGCGCCCACGAGCAAGCACCGCUGACGCCCUCGUCCUCGUCCUCGUCGUCCAACUCAUCAGCUUCCUCGGGAGGACCUGGCUCGUUCGUUAGUCCGUGUAGCGAACGAGCCAACAACUACGUUUCACCGGGUUCUGACGCCGGCUCCACUGGUGUUGGGUCCCCGGCUACUGUACUGUCGUCGGGCGGGGUAUCUAGCGUGCCCAGCGGCGGAGAGGGUAGCGAGGUGUCCUUCUGUGCCGGCUGCUCUGGCCGCAUCAUCGACCGCUUCUACCUGCGCGCGGUGGAGCGCAAAUGGCACGCUGGGUGCCUGCGCUGCGUCGCCUGCCACGCUCCCCUGGACGACGCUGUCACCUGCUUCGCUAGGGAUGGUCACAUCUUCUGUCGUGAUGACUACCACAGGUUGUUCAGCGUGCGGCGAUGCGCGCGGUGCACUCAGACCAUCGGCAGCUCCGAACUAGUGAUGCGGGCGCGAGAGUUCGUGUACCACGUACAGUGCUUCACCUGCGCUCACUGCAACGUUCAGCUCACCAAGGGUGACCAGUUCGGCAUGAGCGGCCCCCUUAUAUACUGUAGGGACCACUACCAGAUGUCAGCACUGCUGGAGGGUGGUUACGUGACGCCCAUGGGCAUGCCCCCGGGUGCCCUGCCUGGCGCCCCGCUUCCCCCAGGCCCCCACCAGCUCCCCCACCAUGGUCUCCACCCCCACCUUCCCCCGGAGGUGCUGCAGGGGUUCCCGCCCCCUGAACACGGAGGCAAGCUACAAUACUACAACGGGGUGGGGACUCACCAUAAGGGCAGACCAAGAAAACGGAAGCCCAAAGAUGAGCCGAUGGACACGAACAUGAACAUCCCUGGAGGAUACGACCUGGAGGGCUCCUACGGGCCACUAGGAACUCCCUGCCAGUCAGUGCGGACCAAGAGGAUCCGCACCUCCUUCAAGCACAACCAGCUACGAAUCAUGAAGUCUUAUUUCGCCCUCAACCACAACCCCGACGCCAAGGACCUCAAACAACUCUCUCAGAAGACAGGACUAUCAAAACGAGUGUUACAGGUGUGGUUUCAAAAUGCUCGGGCGAAAUGGCGGCGACAAAUGGUUUCCAAAGACCCGAAAGCUCUGUCUGGGGGCGGCGGUGAAGGCGGGCUGAGCGAGGGUCAGCAGGGCGAGGGGUCAGCGGGAGACUACCCAGACACGCCCACCGUCCCGCCCUCAGCCAUGAGCCCUGAGGAAGGCAACAGCUCACAGAUCUCCUACCAACAGAUGUUCUGACACCUGUCCUUCUCGGAGAGCGACGCCCACCUGCAACACCCGCCCCCACACAUGCUGCUCCCUCCCACUCUUCUCUCCCUCCAGCAGUCUCUCUCCCCACGCCCACACGCCCCAGGGGAGCACGCCUCCUCUUCCACCUCUCCGGGACACCUCUCACACGCCAUGAUGGCCGCUAGCUCUUUCUUUAGCGAGGGACACCAGCACUCAGGCAUGAAGAAACAUUCUUCGUCUUCUUUCUCCGUUGUGAGUGAAGAGGACGAUACAUACAGUGUGGGCAACCAGUCCUCCAGUCAAGACAUGUUCUUUGACGGCAGCUCUUCGUCUCCUCUGCCUGGUGCCCCCUCCUCCAUCCCAGGCCCUGACGCCCUCAAGGAGGAGAGCGACCAAGUGGAAGAGGACGAGUUUGAAGAGGUGGAAGAAGGAGGAGAAGAGGGAGAGGGUGAAGACAUAGCCAGGAGGCACACAUACCAAGAGCUCUUCUAGUUUUGCUACCCCGCACUGUCUCCAGACAUUCUCAGUGAUAGAACUUACAGACGUGUUGGGGUCCGGCUUAGAACUGUGGAGAAAAACAAAGGUUAAGUGUUCUGGGGCACUUAUUAUUGUGAUUAAUGGAGUUCAAAGAUUUUAAUGAACGCAUUGUGAAUUCCCACACUGCAUUGAAUUAUUCUAGUGAUGUGACACUCAGAAUGCGUACGUGAUGUAACGCUUGGAGUGUGUGUAUGUAACGUGCAGAAAGUGCGUACAGACAUUCAGGUUCUGGACACGAACUUGCGUCAUGCAUUUACAUAGUUCUUUAUAUUGCCAGUCUAUUUAUUGCUAUACCUCGCGAGGGUAGCACCUUACCUGUGAAGUUCUCAAGCCUGUUGGACCGCCUCUGGCCCAACGGGGAUUCCACAGUCUCCAUUCUUUGUAGUAUUUAAUACGACUAGCGUCAACAUGCUUCGUCACACUAAACUCACUCACUCUCUCUCUCUAUCUUAAGUUCUUCAAAGAAGGCUUCCCCUAAACCAGAACUCUAAUUUACAUACUGCAGUCAGGGGUAACUCAAGCUGCCUGCGAGUGCUAGCUGGUUAGUGAUCUCUUGUGGACCUGCUGGUCCAGCAUGUGAUAUGCCCAGCUAGUGUUCUCUGCGAGGCUUGCUGUUGUAGCUUACGCACUCUGCAAGCUCUGCUACUCUAACUAGGAGUCUUAGCCAGGACUGCUGCCCUAGCUAGUAAAACUUACUAAGUCUGCCACUUCUAGCUAGAGGCUCCUGCAAGAUCUGCCCCCCUAGUUAGUGGUUCCUAGUAGGUCUUCUGCCAAGAAAGUGGUCUAGCCGUGCUAGGUCUACCCUUUCCCCACCGUCUCUGCCUGAUAAAAAGUCCGCGGCUCUAGUAUUCGCUCCUCUUGCAAGUAACGAGCCACGAACGUCCAGCUCCUUUAAGAGAGGCAAGGUUUGGCAUCAAGCACAGCCUCGUCUUGCUCUCUUCUAGGCUUGACUGCAUUCACCAACACUCCCACAACACUUCUAUCUUACCAUUAAAUCUAGGCCAACCACCAGCAGUGAAUCUCGCAACGCUAACUUGUGUGUAUGUGUAUGAGUGGGUAUGUGUAUGUGUAUGUGUGUGUGGUGUGGUUCUCGUGAGUGGUCAGUAGUAAGUACGAUCCAUCGAAUGAGUUAAAUGCACCAGUCAUUAGACCCAUUUGUGAGGAAUACCAAAUGCCUUUCCAUUCAUAUCAUGAAGUCAGAUCAUUCACUCACUCUACGGAUGCUGCCCUACUCAUCCAAUCUCAGCGGUAUCACAGAUUCCUCUCAGUCUUGUUUCACAGUCCUCAACCAGCUGUCCAUACUCCAGUUGUGUUAUUCAGACCUCAUUCACUCCAGGUGUGCCAUGAAGUCCUAACUUCAAUAGAAUCAGUUUUCAAGUUCCACUAGCGUUAUAUAGACGUGUAAUUAAGGCGUCACCUGUACCUCUACUCCACUAUUUAUCAUAAAUAUUGAUAUGAAGACUUUUAUUUAAUCCAGUAAUGCCGACUGACUUAAAAAAUCCCAAUCUCAGAGCUUGUUUGCCAUCGUGGUGCACGGAUGCAGAUGUGGAGUUUCCAAUUAACUGAGCCUGGUUCGAGUCCGCUUGAUCCUUUGUUAACACAGUAUUCGGAAUACACAAUAUUUGGAAAUCGCUACUAACCCAUAGGGGUCAUACAGCGCCUGGCGAAUUUAAGGUAAGCACGUUUGAUCUAAGGAAAGGGAGAUUAGGUCCAACAUUCUUGAUCAAGAGAACUUCACCACCAUUAAGGCAUCUCAUCUGAAGGGUACUACUAAAUUUUUUUACUUCCACGAAAGUGUAAAAUCUUAGUUUUCCAAUAAUACCAUUGGUGUUAUACAAUUUUUCCCUCCAGUGGAAUAGUCCUACAGUGGUGUUAUGCGGUACUCACUCCACUGGUGUUAUACGCACAUAAUUAACUCUAAUAGAGGCAUAUACUCAUUCAUUGUAGUGGAGUAUUACAGUUGUGUCACCCAGAUAUUGUCUUGUCAUCACUGCAGGGAUGAUAUACAGAGUUCAGUCAGUCAUGUGUACUCAUUACUUAUUCCAGUGAUGUCAUUCAGUCCUCUCAUUCCAGUGGUUCAAUCACCUCAGUGAUAUCAUAGACAUCUUUCACUGCAGCUGUGGGGUACACACUCACCACUCACGUGAACGAUGCACACUGACAGUCCUCAUUCAUGUUGAAUGUAUCUCUGACGACUGUGUAGGUGUACACUAUAUAAUAUAUAUCUGUGACAUAUGUUGACUUUUUGUGACCCCUAAUAACUGGUUUUAAUGUAGUUAAGUGCGGCUGGUCUUAUGAAUGGUAUUUAGUAAUGUAGCAGAAAAUGCAAUCGCAUUAAUCACAGAGAAACUAAUUCAUUCCAGGUCACCAUUAAGGGUGAUAACUCUGUCCAGGUGAUGGUUUGACUGUUAAACGUUGCCUACAAGUAUGGUAAGGAAAGAGAAUUUGCAGAGCAUUAUUAUAAUAAUCAUAACUAAGCACUAAUCCGAAAAUGAUCACACAGUGCUGCAGGGUAGGAUAUGCUAAAGGUGUAAUAUGUCUGAUCAUAGACUAGCGAGGGUGAAGAGUAUAGCAAAAGUAAAGUUAGUAAGGGUGGUGAAGAGUGCUAGAGGAAAUAUACUCAAAGUCGGUGUGAAAAAGUCGUUGCUUACAAGCCAAAGAGUGUGUCAAAGAUGGGAAUUUGCAGAGCAAAUGAUGAUGUUUGAUAAGGAAUUGGUCUGCAAACUCUCUUUCUUGACCGUACUUUGGAGCUUCAUACAAACUGGUCAUCAGUAUUAGGUCUCAUCGCUCUGCCCCUGACGAGAACUGGUUAUGUGGCGCACAAAAAGCCGACCCUGAUCCUUUGGUUUGUGUGUGAAUAUUAUGUACUGUUAGCGAGUUCUUGUAAGUGAACUCAUGAUUCAUGGCGGAGUAACUUAAUGGUGUAAACAUUGGUUGGUAAUACCCAACUCCAAGAUUUUCUUUUUAAAUACAUUUCUCUUUUCUUAUUGUUUAUGCCUGUAACGUAUUUUAUUUGGUAGAUCCUCAGUUGUCUGCAAUAUAAACUGACUGGCAAAUGGUGCCGAGAAGUAUGGUAGAAAGUGAGUUUGCAAAAGUAUUCUUCGUUCUGAUUACGUUCCACUUAAUACUGAGCGAAACGUCGUCGGAAUAUAGGCUUACUUUCUAAACUGAUUGUCUUCACCGUGUCUGUAACAUAAACCUUCAAGGGCAUUUUCUUCAUCUAUGUUGUGGUAUUUCCCCGCCCCCUUUUUUUUUUUUUCGUUUGAGUUACACGUCCUCAGUUCUCUAGACUAAAAUUUUUCGCAAGCAAUUUCUUUUAAUUCCCUUAUUUUAAUUGGUACAUUUUUUUUCCAUUACACAAUUUUCUACAAGAUUUUUCUUUAUAUUUCCAUGUCACCGCUUUGUCUUCAGAAAUAUUUCUGUGUCCCGUGUUCUUAAAUGAACAUUUUUUUUACGAGUCUCUCCCACUUUGGAUUUUAGUUUGAGAAGGAAAUUUUUCACAUUUUCUGGUUUGUUCAUCAAAUAAAAAAAAAUGAGAAUUUAUCAUGGAUUCAGUGAACCAGUCCUUCAUAACUGCAAAAAAAAAAAAAAAAAAAAAAAAUCAUUGUCUCGUUCUAAUUUUUCUUCCAUAUUAUUAAUACGUCAGUAUUUUGCAAAAAUAUUCACACUUUAUACAGGAAAAUUUUGGCAGCAGCUGAGGUACCAACAGAAUGUUAAAAAAUAAAACCCAUGUAAAGAUGAACUUGGGCAGAAUACUUGAAGUCGACCAAGUGUUCACCAGGAGUAUCGUCAACUGUCUAGUUUAUAAGACCGGUCUCCAAUUAUUGCUUGUUAUGAUUCACUCUAAGUGUUCGCUCUUCAUCUGUACAAAUGAUUCUCGAUCUUUCAAAGUCAAUAAAUCGUCUAAUUUUA